Molecule: messenger RNA, 740 nt
Organism: Pungitius pungitius (ninespine stickleback)
Lineage: Eukaryota; Metazoa; Chordata; Actinopteri; Perciformes; Gasterosteidae
Product: G0/G1 switch protein 2-like
Exons: 2
Coding region: 124-441 (105 amino acids)
Source: RefSeq, a predicted model, not a curated record
UUGACCUGCCUCCACGGUGUGUUUAAAUCGCGGGAUCUGCCCUCGUCUGUUUGCUUGCGGAUCGUUGCCUGGGCCGAGCACUUCAGAGUUUUGGGUGUGCUUCAAAACUCAUCAAACACACCGAUGGAGACCAUCGGCGAGAUCAUCCCGUUCGCUAAGGAGAUGCUAAACCAGAGGCCAAGCCGAGGCAUGCUGAAGGUCUACAUGCUCGGCUCGACCAUGGCGGUGCUGGGAGUUGUCGGUGGACUGGUGGAGACUUAUCUCCUGCCAUUCGCGGAGCAGGAGGCUGCUGAGGAGGCACCGGCGGAGCUGAAUGUGUCGCAUGCCACCUCGGUUGGCCCGGAAGUGGUGGACGUGCUAACCACGGUGGGGAUCGAGGCCAAGGCCAAACAUCUGGUGACUGAUGGGCAGAGGAUGUCUAGGCGCUUACAUGCUUCCUAAAGGAAAGCCUUCUACCCUGGUUUAAAUGGACACGACACAUGCAAUGUUGAUGGUGAUGGUGGUGAAUUAAAACACCACGUUGAACUGGUCCCUUUGUACUCGUUCUUUUAUCUCAGAUUUGGUGAAACGGUCCCAGGUGACAGGCAAAAUAAACUAGUCGAUUUUCUGAAAACUGGAGGGUACAGCAAUGUCUCGCUGCUGGGCAGCAGGUAUCUUUGGAUGUGCAUUGAUGAAUGUGUGGGGGGAAAUGGAAUGUGUGUGAUUUAAUUUUGCACUUUAAUAAAACUAUUUUUCAGCUA